Rotaria sp. Silwood1 is the source of this 363-nucleotide messenger RNA. NCBI's taxonomy places the organism in Eukaryota, Metazoa, Rotifera, Eurotatoria, Philodinida, Philodinidae. The record is from the annotation of a GenBank genome assembly.
AUGCGUACGUCGAGAAACGAAGGAACACAAUUAGAUCGUCCUGGAGCACCAUCACUUCUUAUAUCAACUUCACCAACAGUUCAACCACGACAAAAACUUUCCUUUCCAUUAUUAAAAACAAAUAAUGAACAAAAAUUUUCGACGACAAUUGAAGAUAAAACAAUUGAACAUGAAUCAACAACAGAUUUGUCAACAGAUUCAACAUCAACGACAAAUGAUGGUGUUAAUGUUGGAAAAUCAAAUAAUAAUCGAAUAUCUUCUUUUAGGAAUAGCACAUUACCUUCACCUGGGAUACAACUGAUUUCUAGUCUUUUAUCAUUCGGUGCUUAUUUUAUUAUUAUCAGUUAUUUUAAACAAGUUUAA